Molecule: messenger RNA, 1295 nt
Organism: Pyricularia grisea
Lineage: Eukaryota; Fungi; Ascomycota; Sordariomycetes; Magnaporthales; Pyriculariaceae
Exons: 2
Coding region: 249-1286 (345 amino acids)
Biological process (GO): peptidyl-proline hydroxylation to 4-hydroxy-L-proline
Cellular component (GO): endoplasmic reticulum
Molecular function (GO): iron ion binding; L-ascorbic acid binding; procollagen-proline 4-dioxygenase activity
Source: RefSeq, a predicted model, not a curated record
GUUCGCCUCAGCCUGACCACCAAAAAACAAAUCCUAUGCCCCGCUUGCAGCCAACUAUUAAGUGGUGAAUACAGGGGAAGAGUUCACAGCAAACCACACACCGCUACAAUUCGAGGUUAUAUGCUCCAACAUCCCACACCCGAAAAAAGAAGAGUCAAUCCCUUCCCCAGGCCUCAUUCAGCCAAACCGAGUUGAGCUUCAACCAGCAUAAAAAAAGAAAAAAAAUAAUAAACUCACCACCCCUACAAAUGGCAUCCGUCCCCAAUUCCGACCUUGAAUACUCGGAAGACGAGUACAAGGACUUUUCCUUCCGUCCCUUCAAGGUCGUCUACAACUUUGCUCCCGUCCCCAUACCCGAGAACUUCCUCAGCACCAACAAUCCACCACCCGACGCGCAGCCCGUGACCCUGACCCCGGUGGAUUUCAGCUCGGUCCUGCCCGAGUACAAGGGGACGUACGCCGUGGUGCUGGAGAACGUCCUCUCGCCCUCGGAAUGCGCCCAGCUGCUCCAGAUGGCCGAGGCCAGCGUGCCCGAGGCGGACCGGUACGAGCGGCGGGUCAAGAAGCCUAAGCGGCACAGCGGCAAAAAGGAGGGUACAACCACCACCACCACCACCACCUCGGACGAUUCUGCUGCUUCUUCCACCCCAGCCCCACAAGUCUUCAAAGACCCCUGGCGGCCGGCCUGCGUCUCCGUCGGCCCCAACUUGGAGGUGCUGGACCGCGACUACCGCCGCGGCGACCGCAUCGUCUGGGACGAGCAGGAGCUCACGGACCGGCUGUGGGCCCGCUGCGCCCAGGCGCCCGGUCUGCUCGAGCAGCUGGCCGUCUUGGGGCCCAACCACCCCGCCGCUCCGUUCAAGUCCAGGUAUAGCGCGAACCCGCCGUGGCGCUUCUCGCGCAUCAACAGGCGCAUGCGGUUCCUCAAAUACCGCCGUGGGGAUUUCUUCAGGCCCCACUGCGACGGCGCCUUCACCGACUCGUUAGACGGCAAACACCGCCAGACGCUCUUCACGCUGCACCUGUACCUCAACGACUCCAAGGCCGAGGCGGCCGCGGCGGGGAGGGAGCCGACGGACCUGGUCGGCGGUGCCACCCCUUUCCUCAGCAGGCACGGGUCGCGUAGGAUCGACGUCCACCCGCGCUGCGGCCGCGUGCUCAUCUUUCAGCACAACCACCUCCGGCACUCAGGCGACGACGUCGUCUAUGGCGUCAAAUAUACCAUGCGGACCGACCUUCUGUACGAGAUGGUGGAGACGGAGGAGAAAGACGAGCAGGGCAAGUAAAUGAUGGGG